CACCGUAUAAAUAGGGCAGGAGACCGGAGUGCCGAGGACUUGCCGCUGCGCGCGCCCCGCCGCCGCCGCCCCCCGGCCCCAGCAUCCCAGGCGUCCCGGCUAUGGCUCGUCCGGUGCUCUUGCUCAGCCUCGGCCUCCUGGCCGGCCUGCUGCCGGCACUGGCCGCCUGCCCCCAGAACUGCCAUUGCCACGGCGACCUGCAGCACGUCAUCUGCGACAAGAUGGGGCUGCAGAAGAUCCCCAAGGUGUCAGAGAAGACCAAGCUGCUCAACCUACAACGCAACAACUUCCCAGUGCUGGCCGCCAACUCGUUCCGGGCCAUGCCCCAACUCGUAUCGCUGCACCUGCAGCACUGCCAGAUCCGGGAGGUGGCCGCAGGCGCCUUCCGGGGCCUCAAGCAGCUCAUCUACCUGUACCUGUCCCAUAACGACAUCCGUGUGCUGCGCGCUGGCGCCUUCGAUGACCUGACAGAGCUCACCUACCUCUACCUGGACCACAACAAGGUGACCGAGCUGCCCCGGGGGCUGCUCUCCCCGCUGGUCAACCUCUUCAUCCUGCAGCUCAACAACAACAAGAUCCGCGAGCUGCGGGCCGGCGCCUUCCAGGGCGCCAAGGACCUGCGCUGGCUCUACCUGUCGGAAAACGCGCUCACUUCGCUGCAGCCCGGUGCCCUGGACGACGUGGAGAACCUUGCCAAGUUCUUCCUGGACGGGAACCAGCUGUCCAGCUACCCCUCGGCCGCCCUAAGCAAGCUGCGGGUGGUGGAGGAGCUGAAGCUGUCCCACAAUCCCCUGAAGAGCAUUCCUGACAGUGCCUUCCAGUCUUUCGGCAGAUACCUGGAGACCCUGUGGCUGGACGACGCCAACCUGGAGAAGGUCUCGGACGGUGCCUUCCUGGGGGUGACCACGCUGAAACACAUUCACUUGGAAAACAACCGCCUGACGCAGCUGCCCUCCAACUUCCCCUUUGACAGCCUGGAGACCCUCACCCUCACCAACAAUCCGUGGAAAUGCACCUGCCAGCUCCGGGGUCUUCGGAGGUGGCUGGAAGCCAAGACUUCCCGCCCUGAUGCCACUUGUGCCUCACCCGCCAAGUUCAAAGGCCAGCAUAUCCGUGACACCGACGCCUUCCGCGGCUGCAAGUUCCCCACCAAGAGAUCCAAGAAAGCCGGCCGCCACUGAACAGGUCCUGACCCAGCCGGUCCUGGCGACCGGCCUCUUCCUUCAGCCGGAGAAACUACUGACCUUCCCACCUCUGACCCCCACCUUCUCCCCACAGCCUCUGCUGAUGCACAGAGCUGUCCAAACCUAGACACGUCCUGGCGGGGGGCCUCGGGCACUCCAGCACGAACCCGGCUCCCCCCGGCGGUGAGAGCUCCAUCAGGCCUGGCCCCACCGCCACGGCUCCUCUCAAAGAAGCUAUUGCCAAGACCCCAAGUCCCUCAGAACCAGAACAGGGGGGCCAUCGGGAUGGCCCCCCCUCCUUCCCGAAUCCUCCUUCCCUUUGCUCCCCUUACCGUGCCGUUUGGAAACAAAUACCAGAUCUUUGCCCCACCCCUUUCUUCCAGAAAGGGCCCAAGUUCGCCAGCCCCCUGCCUGCCAGGACACUCUAGGGAGACACUGGUGCUUUGCCGCAUACCCUCCCGUGCUGCCCUCCCCUUCCAGAUUUCCGUAAAUAUAAAUGUAUGUAUGUGUAAUAUUUA
Molecule: messenger RNA, 1702 nt
Organism: Hyaena hyaena (striped hyena)
Lineage: Eukaryota; Metazoa; Chordata; Mammalia; Carnivora; Hyaenidae
Gene: CHAD
Product: chondroadherin
Exons: 4
Coding region: 102-1181 (359 amino acids)
Cellular component (GO): extracellular matrix
Molecular function (GO): protein binding
Source: RefSeq, a predicted model, not a curated record